This is a messenger RNA of Notothenia coriiceps (black rockcod), 11809 nucleotides long. It is a transcript of the gene crebrf, whose product is annotated as creb3 regulatory factor. Lineage: Eukaryota; Metazoa; Chordata; Actinopteri; Perciformes; Nototheniidae. The record is from RefSeq and is a predicted model, not a curated record. Gene Ontology annotation, molecular function: RNA polymerase II transcription regulatory region sequence-specific DNA binding; DNA-binding transcription factor activity, RNA polymerase II-specific. Gene Ontology annotation, cellular component: nucleus. Gene Ontology annotation, biological process: regulation of transcription by RNA polymerase II; response to unfolded protein. The coding region runs from base 344 to 2533 and encodes 729 amino acids. The transcript is spliced from 11 exons.
GAGAACUGUAGCAGCGUGUGGACUCCAUUGAAAAAUACGGCCUUGUUAUUUCCAACAGAGCAACACACAAGAGAACCGACACCUUGCGAGAUGUAUGCGUGGGCGCCUUAAAAACCUCAAGCAUACAGAGAACAGCCAGAUCACAAGAAAACAGACCAGACCAGGCCCAAAUACUGACAUCCCCCCUUUUCCUCUUUCCCCGCAGCCUUGCAGGCUGCAUCCACAACAUCUUGCCUUUUAGCAGCUAAAUUUACUGUGCUAAUCCAACAACCUCAUAACACUGGGACUGGGACAGAAGAGCCCAGAGAUUCCCCCAGCUAAAGCUUCUUAGCUUUGCCUGGCAAUGCCACAGCCCAGCAUCAUUGGGAUGGAGCGCUCCCUUUUGCUGACGGCAUUUCAGAACUACUCUUUUGCUGACCAGCCCUCACCAGCACCGACCUGCUUUGCUUCCAACUCUGACCCAGAUUUCAUGUAUGAAACUGAGUACGAUGCGUUCGAACUAGGUCACGGAGCGUCACGUGACCUCCCGAUGCAGGACAGAGACGUCACCCACCGACAGAGCCCCUCCAGCGACAGCCCCGGAGUGGGGGGCGAUGGGGGGAAGGAUGUGGAGGGCUGCGUGGACCAGCUCAUGGGUCUGAGCGAGAGCGAGGCGGUCCACAGCAGCUCAGCGUUCGAACAGUGGGACUCCUACUGGGAGGACCUCACCAGAUACACACGGCUGGCCAGCUGUGAGAUCUUGGGCAACAAAGAGGCGGAUUUCCUUGGAUUGGAUGACCUCUCUAGUCCCUACCAGGAUGAGGAUGUGAUUGGUCAAACCCCGACCCUGGCUCAGCUCAACAGCGAGGAUUCGCAACCUGUGUGUGAGGCGCUCUACCCCCCUGCUGAUAUGAGUGGCCCUCCACUUCCCGGUCACAGUAGGAGACCCCUGAUCGCUGGCCAGGGAUUUGGCCCCGGCUCAGCACGGCCGUCCCCCAGCUCCUCUUCCCGUCUUUCCCGCAGCUUUCUCCCAGACUUUCCUGAAACCUCCCAAAAAGCCACCAGACCCGUCCCCUCCUGCACCGAGACCAUGGCCAAGACCCAGACCCUCCUCAGCCUCACCCAGGACUACGGCCAUGCGCAAACCAAGCCUUACGGCAGAGGAACCAAGAUGGCAGCCCCGAUGGACUUUGUGCGGAAGGCUAAAGUCCGUGUGAGUGCCGGGCUUAAAACUCAGCCCGACAUGCCCUCCCAGAUGGCCUUUGAGAGGUCAAUCCCACCUCCACCGCUCCCCCAGUCCCACGACGGGAAGGCCGGCCCCUCAGCGAGCGCCACCUUGGUGGUAGUUCCUGCUGCUGCAGACAGUGGCUUUGGCAGCCAGAUGAUCUAUGAGAGGGCUGCAGAGGGUGGAGGGAAGAGUGAGGUUCCUGUAGAUUGGUCUGCCAGCGUCCCCACCCUGGUCGAGGCCAGUCCGGCCAUGGAGGGCAGCACCUCUGAGCAGGUCAGCGGAGAGGUGGAGGCAGGAGCUAGUGGGGGUGCUCUGGAUAAAGAGGCAACUGAGAAGAGUAAGGAGGAAGAGCACAACUACUCUCUGUUCCUCACCCGCUGCAGACUGGCCAGCAGAAGCCAGUCCGUGCUGGAAGAGGACGAGGAAGAGGAGGAGGAAGACGAGGAAGAGGCGGAGGAGGAGGAAGCCGAUGGGCUUGAGAUGGAUGACGAAGACCACGAUGAGGGUUUCGGCAGCGAGCACGAGCUGUCUGAGAUGGAGGAGGAGGAGGACGACGAUGAAGAGGAGGAUGAAGACUACGAAGCUGACAAGGACGAAGACAUGAGUGACGCCUUCUCCGAGCCAGGUUGUGAAAUGGAGCUAAUGGACGACAUUAGAGGUCUGACGACGGGGGUCACCACCCGGAAGAGAGGCAAGCGUCGCUACUUCUGGGAGUACAGCGAGCAGCUCACCCCCUCCAAGCACGAACGCAUGCUCAAGCCGUCUGAGUGGGACAGACACACGCUGCCUAGCAACCUGUACCAGAAGAACGGGCCUCUCCAUGGAAAGUACAUGCUGAAGAAGUCUCGCCGCACGGACGUGGAAGACCUGACUCCCAAUCCACGGAAGCUGCUGCAGAUCGGGACCGAGCUCCGCAAACUGAACAAGGUGAUCAGCGACCUGACCCCCGUGAGCGAGCUGCCGCUGACCGCACGACCUCGGUCACGCAAGGAGAAGAACAAGCUGGCCUCCAGAGCUUGUCGUCUGAAGAAGAAGGCUCAGUACGAGGCAAACAAAGUGAAGCUCUGGGGACUCGGCACAGAAUACGACCGGCUCCUGUUUGUGAUCAAUGCCAUCAAGGAGGAGAUAGUUGCCCGAGUGGAGGACUCUACUCCGCGUCCGACCAACAUGGCCGACACUCUGGAGCAUCUCAUCAAAGAGACACUCGUGGCAUCACCUGUUGCUGGGCAGACUUCAGACUUCGUCAACAAGAUCUUGGAGACCACCGGACGCGGCGACCCCACCGGAGGGCUGGUCGGCCUGCGAGUCCCAACCUCCAAAAUCUAAACACACGGCAGUCCACUGAGAGACGUGUGCUAAACAUUACCACCGUGCUGUCCCAUUGUAACUAUGCCCCCCCUCCGCAUGCCCCUCCAGCCCAAAGUACAUACACAUUGUUAGUCACACAAACACACAUACCACUCCCUGUGUGUAUGUAUGUGUGUUUGGCAUACACCCUAGCUUAAUGUCUCUGCACACUGCGAGUCAGUGCGUCACUGUCCCCCAACCCAUUGUGAGUGUCUGUUGGGAUAAGCGCCUCUAAAAGCAAGUGAUGGUCAGGUGUAUAUCUAAAGGCACGUGCUGAAUCCACUGGGGAUUACUAGAUGCGAUGUGCAUAUUGUUGUGUAGGGUCCGUUUUAUUGGAGGUCUGCUUUCAGGGCUGAGACAGUCACACGAGUGUAACCACUGGAAUACUUUUGUUUGAGGUUGUAUAACAAGAGGAAGAAUAGUUUCACGUCAGACACCAUCAAAGGUUUGAAAAAGUUCCAGUUAUCAUUUCCUCCAAGAGGGUUACCUUACAUGGCAACAAAUAUUAACUCCAGAAUUAAAUAAAGAUCAAAUUGACCCAUUCAUUAAAGCACUUCGAUAAAAAGGGCUUUGGUUGCCAACAAAGCUGCAGAGAGAAUAGUUUGUAUGCUCCGAGGCGUUUUCGGGGUGGCAGGAAAUAUUUUGUAUUGAAGGCCUAAAUACGUUCAUGCCAUCCCCUGUUUGCCAAUCAGGCCUGCUGUUGUUAAAAUGUAGGAGUUAACUUUAAGCAAAAUAAAGCUCGAAAAAAGAAACCGCUGAAGCCUAAAGAAUUUAAAAUGAGAGGCUUUAUGGCUUAUUUUGACUACGAUAACUUAAACAACAGGAGGUAGUUGACCAUAUUCAGAGGAAGAUGUAGUUUGGUGCUUUUUGGCCUUGUGCUGGUUAUAACUGGACUGGGUAAAACGGGCAUUUUGCCAGAAUGGGAGCAGACUGUGAGGAUGAUGAUGAUGGUUAGGGUGAAAUAAUCCAUCUCCUCUAGGAAACUGUACAUAAAAGCGUCUCUUACUGAAAAAAGGCACAGGCUCCCCUUUUUGUACCGUAGAGAUGACCAGGCUAACAGUUUGGUGUGUUCAUACUAGUGUUUGAUCAGAGUUCUAUUCAUUGUGCCUUGUGUAUGUGUGUGUUUCUGUAGUCUGAGUGAGUGUGUGAGCGGGACUGAACGAGAAGAGAUGAUUGGUCAGAACUCCCUGAGGUCCAGCCAACGAGGGGACUACUUUACACUGAGGGAGAUUGUUAAUGAAUGCGUGGAGGGGGACAACUGCAGAGUUUUUCAGUUGUCUAAAGAUUUCCUGAAUGUACAUAAAACAAUAGGAAGCUCUCGUUGCGUCAUGCCACAGAGUCUGUGUGUGUAUAUAAGAGAGCUCUGCAAUGGAUACUUUUGUUUUUUGGUACUCUGUGUUUAGGGAUGGGGGCGGGGGGAGGGGUUAACAUAUUAUUUGUUUAGAGUCACAAAAAAAAUAUUUGCACACUAUAUUUUGAUUGUUUUUUGUACCAAAGACACAUGCAACGAAAUGGCGACCAGCCAGUUAAAGUAAGGUUUUGCACAGCUUACCUGACGCCGUAUUGAAUGUAAGAAAUGUGGGAGGGUCAGGGAACUUCAUAGAACUGUGAAAUUAGCUUGGGUCCAAUUCUGUACAGAAAAGGAGCAUUUAAUCAUUUCUUUAAAUCUGAAAAUGUAACCCAUCUAUGGGCUUCUCCAGUAGAUGUGUUGCUUUGCAAGCACGUCAUUCCUGAACUGAUUCCUCCCUCCACGUGCUAAUUGUUUUAUAGGUGCUAUUUUAGGACAUAAACCAAGAGCGCUAGUAGAUAAGCUAUGUUACAUUUUUGUUUGACAAAUUGUCACCAAGAAUAACCAAAAUGUUUUGUUCCUGUUGUCACUUGUUUGAUUUCUGUAUGUAGUCGAGGUUUAUUUCUUCAACAAAAUAUUAAUUUAGCUAUAAAGUACUGUAAAUAGAAACCUUAAUGCUAUAUCUAUCAAUGGUGGAAUGCCACUUUUCAUGACAAUUUAUUAAUUUUUAAGCAUGACACAUUUCUAAAAAAGCCUAUCCUUGCAUUGAGAAAGUUGGAGGAAAAAAACACAAAAACCAAAAAAAGAAGUUUUUGUUAUAUUUUUGUACUUUAGCUGUCUGUUAGCUUCCCUGUUUGGAAGUAUGUGUUCAGUGGAAAGGAGAUGUGGAGGUAAAGAGGUUUUUAAGAGCAGCCAGUCGAUCUCAAAGUUUGAUAUUUAAAACAACAUUUAACCAAUGGGUCUCCUUUGCUGGCUGAGGGAAAUACAGAGGAUUAUUCGAAUCACAGUGCAGCGAAGACAUGGUUCAGCAGGAGCUUUGAGGACAACGGCAGGGAAGUGUGAGGAAAGUUUCUGUAAGAAAGCCAAAGCCAUUUGAGUCUGAUUAAUCUUGGUUCAGCACUGUGCAAUGUCCUUCUGAUGUUCGCAAGUUUUCACUCUUUCACCAUGAAACUGGUUGAAUUUUACAUUUCCUGGGAUUGGACGCCUUUGAGGUUGCAAUGCUGAAUUAUAUCUUCCUUAGUCCUUCCUGACGGUUCACAGCAGCGAAGAAUAACUUGUUUUAAGGCAAUACCGAGAAUUAAAAUAUCCUGACCUCAAAGUGUUCAGCAUGUCCAACCUUUAGAAAUGCAUGAUGCCUGAAUGGUUGCCUCACUGCAGCUUCCUCAGAGGAAAUGCCGCCAUUCUCAGGAAUUUUAAAAAUCAGUUAGUCAUUUUGUUAGCGGGCAAAUAUAAACAAAACAUCCACAAGGAUACAUUCAGGUUAGUUCCAGUUCCAAGAUGGAGAUGCAGAGCUUUUGUCUUUCUGUAUCAUGUGAUCGAAUAACAGCUAGUGCUACAUAUAUAUAUAUAUAUUUACUGAUUUCUGUUCCGUCUAAAAAGGGAGAAAUGGUGCUUUUUUUAUGAAACUAGAAUGAUGAGUAUCUACUCAUAUUUGACUUCUUAGUUUUAGUUGUAGCCUAAUGACUUACCGUCCAUAGCUAUUUUCUUAGUAGUGAUUCAUUUUUGUACAUAGACUAUAAGUUGAUAUGUUUCUUCUAAAUGUUAGAUAUAUGUAUAGAUUACUCUAUCUUAUAUGUUUGAAAACAAAAAGCACUUUGUCCAAAAAAGAAAGAAAAAAACAAAAACAAACUAAAGAAAAAGCAUUUUUUUUCUUCCAUUUGCUGCUAAAAGGCCUGGUGUGAAUGCUGCAAGUGUACUUGAUAACUACUUGCUAGGAUAGGUCUAUUUCCUGACUUGGCUAGGUCUUUAAACUGGCAGGGAAUAGGUGUGCGGCCUGACUCGGGUUAGGUCUACAUGUUUCUGGAGCCACGUAAUGAUACGACUGUUGAAUAAACCUGUAUCAUUGCUUGGUUUUGGAAAGAUAGGUCUAUUUCCUGGUCAGGAACCGCGUGGAUAGCGGGUUUGUGGUCUUAAAAAAAGAGGGUUUUGAUUCCAGGGCCCCUACUUUGAUCCUGACGCUGACCCCCUUGGCGUCAGGAUUCAUUUGCCUUCAGUAGAGGUUUCCUAUGGAAAAACUGAUUCUGCUUUGGCUUCCUCUUCAGGGUGAUGUACAGUGUAGACACAUUUCUCCAGAGAGCUAUAUUGUUAUCAUUUGUAAACUGAUUGCUACUUGUGACUUAAUGAGGAGGAGGGUUUAGCCUGGGGCGGCCACGAAGAGCCGUUUGAAAGGUGUUGUUCCGGGCCGCCCUAGGGGAAGUUAAUAUAUCACUGUACUGUAUGGCAAGCCAGUUACAAAUGGAGACUCAAUCCGGACACUUAUUGCCUUUUGAACUUUUACACACAAACAAAUAAUAUACAAAUUGGUGAACUAGUCAGUUGCCAAAGGGUGAGCCUGAGGCUUAUGACAUCGUUCCGCCAAUAUACAGUCAACAACAACAACAACAACAAUAACAAAACUGUUCAGCAUAAAUGGCUCAAAACAAACCUUGACUGAAGUAUCAGACGUGGUGCAAUAUCUCUGAAAGAUUGCUACAAAUGUUGAAUUAAAAUUUGAACUAAUUGUGCUCAGUUGAAUCUUUUGGUACAAUAUUUGAAGCAAUUUCUUUCAGCAACAAUUUUGACCAGGUCUGGCCAGCGGUCAACAGUGGAUACAUUGCCGCUGGUUGGCUAGUUUUGUAGUCGCUCAUGAGGCUGAUCUAAGAAAGAGUUCUCACAGGUUUUUACAUUUAACAUGAUAGGUGCAAGCUGUGCAACUUUACAUUCGAACAAGGAGACUCUGUGGCAUUUUAAAAAGUCAAGAAAACUAGUGAAAAUCCACGCCAGUAACUAUUCCUUAUUCUUUUUUUAUUUCUGGUGACAUAAAAUCUAUACAGUCAACUAUUAAGCUGAUGGUGUAUCUUUGUGCUACUUUUGUCCAAUAAAAGCUUACCGUAUAGCUCUUCUUCAGCAAAUCAGGGUAAUAUCGUUCUUCUAUCUGACGUAUGUGAUGACAUAAAAUCAAAAGAAAAUAUAUUUAUGUAUUCCAAUUAUUGUUGCCAUUCUUUACUCUGUACAAAAAUAUGUGUGUGUGUGUGUUAUGAAUUCUCAAUGUCAAUCAAUAUAGUGCAAUCCUCUCUACACAAACUGAAAAAAAGGCCAACAGUCACAAUGUUCACAGUUGAUCCGAUGUAUCCACAUUGGAAUUAAAACAUACACAACCUACGACAUUUUCCUCUCACAAAGGAUUUGAUUUCACAUGGUGCUGAUUACUUUUCAUUAUCCAGGUAAUCCUCCAAGAAUUUAAAUAGCAUCUGUAUUUAUAUUCACUCAAAAACAUAACAGACUCCCAUAACAGACUCCCCACCCCCGAUCUUUUUCAUUGAUUCUAUCCUGUUGGACCAAACAGAGGAACAUUUUCACUCUGAACGACAACAAAUUGGUGAUUUCUAUUUUAUUGAGCUGUAUGAUUUCUAUUGUUAGGCAAACCAUUGUUUCUUUUGUAAAAAUCAUUCUCAUUGAUUUGAUACCCCAGCCUAAAGUCACAGAGGAUCUUUAUAUCAUCUGAGAGGUACAAGAUUUCCCCCAGGACUGCAAAAUAAAUGCAUUUAUUUGGGUGUAUUAUAGGCCAUUAUUUUAUUGAUUUAAAUAGUACGUGGGAUUUCCUUCUUAUGUUAUUAAAAUACAGGUACUUAUUCAACUUAUGUAUUCAAGAAGGAUCUCCAGAGGAAAUAUUUGGUAACGCUUUAUCAUAAUAUGUUUUUAGUAAUUUAACCAUCAUUUCAAAUAAGUUUUCUUGAAACAAGUACGGUAUACCAUUCGGUGAUAGGAAGAGUAGAUAACAAUUGAUACACUUACAUUAUGUUAUAUUACAUUUAUAUCAUUUCAGUUUCAUGGCAUUCAUUUUUUGUUUUAAGCUGUACUUAUGUACUUAUAUGUAUCCAUAUGUAUGUAAUAAAAAGGUAUAUAAUGACUUGGUGUAUAAUGAAUAGAUGUUCCCCUCUACUGAGUAUUUUUAGCAUCUUUCAGCUUGUUUUCCUGGUUCUUAGGCCCCUCAACUUCAACUCAACGAAGCACUUUUUAGAAAAUUACGGAUCUAAAAGAUGAGCGUUACCAAAUAUUCUUGUCUCACUAAAUUGGGUUUGUGAACAAUAUUUUACAAAUUGACGUCACCUCUUGCUGGCUGUGGUGUCAUCUCAGAGUUUGGAUUCUGUUUUCAGAUGUUUCUUGUCUUGUUUUGACCCAUGUGGGCUGCUUGUAAAAACACCUCGUCUUGAGAGGUUGUAUGCAUAAUGCCCUCCAUGUUUUUCUCUGUGUAAAUUAGAAACAUACAAAAAUGUGACAAAAAAAAAACGAGCGGGAAUAAUGUUUCUGCAUGCCGACUCCCUGCAACGCACUCAUAGAAGAUCCUUCACUGCACUCAAAGUCACAUUUUGUCAUACUUGCUGCUAUUUAAUGAGCACAAAGAGCGUUAUGUUUUUCGUUAAGUGUAUCAAUGACUCGAUAACAGUAUACUAUGAACACAUACCCUGUUUUUUUUUUCACACUUUUUUUUCGACUGUCAAAAGACCAAAAGUGUUACUCCCCUUGCACUUGGUUUUUGAAUAUGAUGCCUGCUGAACCAGGUGCCUUAAUCAAAUCUUCGAGAACACACAUCUGCACCUUCUGUCGGUCUGGAGGGGGUUUCCCCACAGAAACAAGGGGCUGGGUUUCCCAUAACCUAAACUUGAAGUACAGAAAUUAAAUUAAAAACUAAUUUCAAUCCAAAAUAUUUAGUAUGAAAAAUCAGCCUUUAACAGUGAAUGAGAUUUUUGUCGUGUCUGAAUAUGAUUUCCCUUUAAUAUUACUGAAGAAGAGCAUAAAUGUGAACUAAAUUCAUGUUUUGGGAAACCUGGUUCCAAAUGUAACUCUUUCUCUGCCCACUACGCCACGUUCUUGUGUUUUGUGUAUUGGCUGCUGCUGCUAUCACCGCUGGUGUGUCCGUUUAGAGAAGAGUACGUUUCCACUGUGUCAAAGGCAGAGGGAGACUUGGGCCUGCUUUAAUUAGUCGAUUACAAUGCAUUCUUCUUCUGUGGUUUUGACAUUGAGCACCGUGUUGCUGCCUCUUGAGAUCUUUUUUGAGAAAAAAGGAAACAAACAAAAAAAGCAUAAAACAGACCUUUCCGUUUCUUAACUUUGCUAUAAUGAAGUGCCAGACCCUCCUUGAAGCCAGUGUUGGCACUUAGUGGCAGGGUGCAAAUGAAGCGACAAACUGAGCAUGGAGGUAAACUGUGGUGCUAAUCUGUCAGUGGCUGGGUGCUAACAUGGCUGAUGUAAAAAGCUGUUUUAGCCAUAUUAUUCCUACUGUCGAUGACUCUUGUCAGUCUUGUGUUUCUGACUGCUGUAUGCUGACAUAGCGAGGUAUAACUUUGCUGCUGCUGCUUUGCGGUUGAAUGUAGACUAGUCUUCCUUAGCAGGAUCAUACGGACAGACGUGUCUGGUGGAGCUUUUCCUGUUGUGCUAUUUCCUUACACUUUUUUUUGAACAGGGAGACUCCUGUUGUCCGGAUCCAGAAGGAUCAUGAAUGUUGUAUCUUUAUAUGGCCGCUGUCCUGCUUAAAUGUUUAUACCUAUUUCUUUUUAUAUUAAUAUUUUGGUUUGAUAUUUAUGCUCUGACUUUGUCAAAUGUUGCACGGUUGAAAUUUGAUUUUUCCUAAAUUAUAUCUUAUUGCCUUUUUUCCCUUAUUCCAGUGUUCUUACAAUUUAUUUGAUAUUUAUUUGUUUCGUCCUGUAAAUUAACAUGUAAGGAGAUUUGUAAGACUUAUUAGCUUUUCCACUGAAGCAGGCUUUACCAGGAGUCACAUGAGGUUCUCAGGCGUCAAUCAAAGUCACAAUGAAACUGACUUUUCUAUUAUUCCCUGUAUACCUAUAAACCAACGUAUUUUUUAGAUUGUUGAUAUAUUUAAAAAAUGUAUCUUAUUACAUUUACACAUUAUAUCAGUUAUAUUAUCUCAUGUACCAUAGAUACGAUUUUUUUAAAUGUGCAACUUUUGUAAGAUAUGCAAACAUUAAGGACGAUCUAUAUUUAGUGCUUAAUUAGACAGUAAAGACUCAAUAAAUAGAUCAGUAUGCGAAACAGAUGGCAAUAUUCUAAAGAAAUAUCAGAUAAUCAGUUUGAAAAUGAAUUUACAAAUAUUUAAAUAAAGCAACAGAUAUAUUAGGAUAGAUGGAGAAAUACCUAAGAAAGGACUAUAUUUGCAAAUCAACUUUAACAAAAGUCCUCUGUGUUGCACACAAACAGAAAGAUGAUUGUUUAGCAACCAGAGUCUGGGAUUCAUUUGCUGAACACAUAGUGGCUUCAGUCCUUUGCCGUCCUGUGUUUAAUUGUAUAUGACUUUAACAUUAUGUUCUGUCCUAAUGCUAAAGUAACACGGUGCAGUUUCAUUGUGACUUUGAGUAGUGGUCUGUGAAGCCCAUGGAGCGUUCUGUCAUUGAAGGUUUGAGGCAGUCAGUCAGCGCCUGGAAACAGACUCAAGGACUCAGCUCUUCUUUGGUCACGACUCUAAACCGAGGUCUGGUGCUCCACAGGUCAGGAGUCGCCCCUCUCUAACUGUGAGGGGGAAAUUUGAACAUUCGAUCAGUUUUCUGGGAAAACUUUACCACUGCGCCAGAGAUGUUUUGUCGCCUUCUGGGUGCUUAAUUUUUUUCGGAAGGGCUUUGGUUCGCAGUUGUCUUGUCAGGGAGCUUCUGAAAUAAGAUGGGGGGCCGCUAAAGGCUGGUGGGCAGAGACCCCUCCACCUCCCCUGCAAUAAAUGCUGGGGGGCGGGGGGAGUCAUUUCCUCUUCUGCAGAUUGAUCUUUUCGAAGCAAAAACAACAACCCACCCUAAAUGAAAAAUAAAAAAACAAAACCCCUCUCCAUAUCUACACGCGUCAUUAUCCAACACUAAAGUGAUUUACAUCUCCUUCCAGAUUUGCCAAAAUGCACGGAGCGAGACACAUUUAAUGAGCAGAAAAUGUUAAAGUAUAUAUUCUGUUUCCUUUUCUUUUCUAUUUUGAUAAUAAAGACAGACAGAAAGAUGAUUUGAUGGGAAAUCCAUACAAGCCUAAACAUGUAGAGGAUGUGGGAGGUAUUGGUCAUCAUGAGCUCGAUACAGCUACAUGCUAUUGUUAUGAUGCUUCUGGUCUUGUAUGGUAACUUAUAUGACUAGAUCAACAGCAUGGGAUCUUUCUGUAGUUAGUCCUGUGUGUGUUCCUCUCCCCAGUCUCAGUAGGAGGGCUGUUCUUCAUGGCUAAGUGCUCUAUAAUAGAUCUCUUGGUGAUUAUAAUUUCAUAAAGAAGCAACUUACAGAAAGUGUAUCCUGCUGAAACUAACUUGAUCCUCUCUUUAGCAAUGACGUCUAUAUUUGUAGUUCACAUAUAUGCCUGUUCAAAUACAAUAUCUUGACAGUUGAUAUAUUUAUGUUGUGUAAUAAGUGUUGUGCUGGGUUUAACUUUUGUUAUAUCUAAGUCUUUGUUUCACAUUGUCUUUCUUUCUUGGAGGCACAGUGGGUGGGCUUUAUGCACAGUCUUGGAAAUGUAAGAUAUGUUUUUGUUUUAUUUGGUUUGUACUGUAACAACUCAUUCUGUUUCAGAGCUUUGGACAAUAAUUGUCUCUGGCUGCUUGACAUCCUGCAGCACCUGCCCUGAAUCUCUGUUGUGUUAUUGUGCCUCUCUCUUUUCUUUCGUAUUUUUUUAAAACAUUCUUUCUCUGUUGUAUCAGCCAGGAGUUGAUACCACAGCUCUGCUUGUAACCACAAUAGUCUGAUUAUGUUCAUUGAUUUUAAUAUCAAAAUAAUAAAACCAUUAGCAACCCA